GUAUUCGUAAUAUGCGGUCCAUAUGUAAAAAUAUCAAAGGAGAUCUCGUCUCACUUUUUGAAAAAUUUAAAAAGGAAAUCAUCCACCCGUAGGGCGCAUUUUCAUGUGUGUAUAAUGCGCCCAGUAAAACAAAGAUGGCGCGCAUUUGUGCACCCACAUAGGGCAGGCGCAGGGUGCGUGCAAAACGUAGAACGUCGAUGUAAACAUGCGCCGGCGGCGGGCGCAGACGGAGGCUGGCAUGUGAUCCUAGCUUCACUGUAGAUAAUACGAGGCUGGCGAAAAAUGGCGGAUGAACAGGUGAGUCGCCGUGACGAGAAUAAACACGUCUCAUCCCGCGCGUGACGCAACGCUAUUAACCGCGAUACAGAGCGGGCGUCGCUUAAGCGGCCGCGACCCGCCGGCGGAAUCCGCGCCGGAUUUCCGCGUGCGUCGUCCAACCCACACUCUUGCCGCUCGUGCGUGCGUGCAUGCGUGCGUGGAUACGUUCGCGAGUGUGCGGCGCGUCCGCGCGCAUUCGCCGCAUUUCUCGCGGGGAGAGCCACGCCGGGAGAGGAUCUCCUUGUUCCAAGGAGGAGUGCCGUUUCCCUCGCGCUGUGACAAAAAAUACCGAUACCGAACGACGCGAACUUCAGUCCAAUCGCCGUCGCUUCGAUCGCCUACUGAUCGCUCACCGAUCGCGCGCCGAUGCGCCACAUCGUUUGGUCCUUCUCCGUCUCGCCACGCUUGUCAAGCUGAGAGAGUUUCUUGUGAAUGCGAACACCGGCUGAUUCAACGGAUAAUUAACGGCCGAUCAGAAAAAUCAUCUGAUCUACAGUGUGCUGUGUGAUUCACCGGAAUCGGUGAAGCCGCCGAGUGCAAAUUGCUGACCUCGCGGUUGGUGGACGGCGCGUUCCGGUUACGAUUCCUCGUACGACGAGCGUCACGUGAAAGCUCGCACGGCGCGAUGUAAAUGAGAAAAAAAAUAAGUGCGGUGACUCCGCUGCGUUUUGGGGUGCGACUGCGUCGUCGUCGACGUUGUUUAUCUUCGCGUACGUUGUUCGUACGCCGCCGCCACCGCGCCGGGGGAUACACCCGCGUAACGGAAGCCGCGGAGCUUGCGGGAGCGUUCGUCCAGCAAGAACGAUACCUGGCUACACUCGGCCGCUAAAUCGAAUUCUCAAUUUCCAUCAUAAUGCGCAUUUAUUUACAACCUGUCGCGGCCCGCGAAAUCCCGCGUAGAAUCCCGCGCGUCAGCUGGCACAUUUCUGGAACACUGUUGUAGUAUCUCGUCCAACGACAAUAUCUCGUGCGCAAUUCUAUCGGCAAAAUAGACGCGACGAACGUUCUUCCGCGAAACAGAGAUCUCAAUCUCUAUUUUUUUUUCUACUCCAUUAUCGCACAUGUGUACAUGUGUAUGUGUGUAAAACAUACUUGUACCUAAAUGGAAGUCUUAAGAGACGGCUUUAAACAGUGUGACUAAGAAUGGAUCACAUACAGGAAGUACGGCAGCUGGAGUUGCUAUGCAAGCAAUUGUACGAGUCUCAGGAUUCAGCACAUCGCGCAGAGGCGGAGAAGGCCCUGGUCGCUUUCCAGAAUGCACCAGAUACACUUACGAAGUGCCAGCUUCUGCUGGAUCGUGGAGACUCUGCGUACGCUCAAUUACUGGCCGCUACCACCUUGACGAAGCUGGUGUCACGUUCGGCACAGGGACAACUUACGACAACACUCAGCUUACAACAGAGGCUUGAUAUACGAAAUUACGUACUCAACUACUUAGCAACACAACCAAAGUUACCGAAUUUUGUGAUACAGGCUUUGGUUACAUUAUUUGCAAGGAUAUCAAAGCUUGGGUGGUUUGAUUCCGAUAAAGAGGAAUUUGUCUUCAGGAAUGUAGUUAGCGAUGUAGCCAAGUUUCUUCAGGGGUCAGUGGAGCAUUGUAUGAUAGGAGUACAGUUGCUUUCUCAAUUGACGUGUGAAAUGAAUCAAAUAUCGGAAGCCGAUGCGAACAGAUCUCUGACAAAGCAUAGAAGAAUAGCGAGUAGCUUUAGAGACACACAACUAUUUGAAAUAUUUAGGUUAUCGUGUACCUUACUAAGCACUGCUCGCGAGAAUUGUAAAAAUUUAAAUUUCAACGACGAAGCGCAGCAUGGUUUGAUAAGACAAUUGUUAAAGCUUGCACAAAAUUGUUUGACAUUUGACUUUAUUGGUACGUCAACCGAUGAAAGUUCGGAUGAUCUUAACACAGUACAAAUCCCGACAAGCUGGAGACCUGCGUUUCUGGAUUUUACUUCGUUGAAAUUGUUUUUUGAUCUAUAUCACAGUCUACCUAAUACGUUAUCAUGUUUGGCACUCUCAUGCCUGGUUCAAAUAGCGUCGGUUAGACGAAGUUUAUUCUCCAAUACUGAAAGGGCAAAAUUUCUGACACACUUAGUCAAUGGUAUUAAGCAUAUACUACAAAAUCCUCAAGGUCUUAGUGAUCCAGGAAACUAUCACGAGUUUUGUAGAUUAUUAUCUCGACUGAAGAGCAAUUUCCAACUUGGCGAGUUGGUUUUGGUAGAGGAUUAUCCCGAAGCAAUACAACUGAUCGCAAAGUUUACGGUGCAAAGCUUACAAAUGUGGCAAUUUGCGCCAAACAGUUUGCAUUAUCUUUUGACUCUGUGGCAAAGAAUGGUAUCUUCAAUGCCAUAUGUAAAAGCUGGUGAUCCACAUUUAUUGAAUACGUAUACACCGGAAGUUACAAACGCGUACAUUACGUCGAGACUUGAGUCGGUAGCAGUAGUGGUCAGAGAACGCUUGGAGGAUCCAUUGGACGAUCUAGGAGUGGUUCAUCAUCAAUUAGAACAAAUAUCAGUUAUCGGUAGGUGCGAGUAUCAAAAAACAUGCACUUUACUAGUCCAACUGUUCGAUCAAGCUGCAAGAACAUACCAGGAGCUAAUGACACAAACGGUAUCGCCAACGCAACAGAUUGAUAUUGCAAUUCAAGAGGGACAACUCACAUGGCUUGUAUAUAUCAUAGGUGGUGUUAUCGGCGGAAGAGUUGCAUUUAAUAGCAACGAGGAAUUUGACGCUAUGGAUGGAGAACUGGUUUGCAGAGUGCUUCAGUUGAUGAAUCUAACUGAUUCAAGACUCGCGCAAGGGGGCUGUGAGAAAUUGGAAUUAGCGAUGUUGAGCUUUUUUGAGCAAUUUCGAAAAAUCUAUGUUGGUGAUCAAGUUCAAAAGAAUUCUAAAGUAUAUAGGAGGUUGUCUGAUGUGUUGGGUCUUAACGAUGAGGCGAUGGUACUCAGCAUUUUUAUUCGAAAGAUAAUAACGAAUUUGAAGUACUGGGGUAGGAGCGAACAAAUUAUUUCCAAGACGCUACAACUUUUAAAUGAUUUAUCAGUGGGUUAUAGUUGUGUUCGUAAACUCGUCAAAUUAGAGGAAGUACAAUUUAUGCUCAACAAUCAUACGCGAGAACACUUUCCAUUUUUGGGAAACAAUGUUGCCGUGACAGAAAUGCGCUGUAGAUCAAUGUUUUACACAUCUCUUGGUAGAUUAUUGAUGGUAGACUUAGGUGAGGACGAGGAAAGGUUUCAUACCUUUAUGUUACCUCUUACAGGUGCAUUAGAGAGCCUUGGUCAAUUAAUGGGUGCUGCAGAUACACCUCUCUUUGCAGCAGAGGAAGCAAAGAAAGCAUUGAUUGGUUUAGCGCGAGACCUUAGAGGCUUAGCUUAUGCAUUCAACACCAAGACAUCCUAUAUGAUGCUUUUUGAUUGGAUAUAUCCGAAUUAUACACCGAUUUUAUUACAUGCUGUGGAGUUGUGGCAUCACGAACCGCAGGUGACAACGCCCGUCCUGAAGUUAUUUGCUGAGUUAGUACAAAAUAGGAGUCAACGAUUACAGUUUGACGCAUCGUCUCCAAAUGGGAUACUGUUGUUCCGAGAGGCCAGCAAAAUAAUAUGUAGCUACGGCAAUCACAUAUUAAACGUUGAAGUACCUAAGGAUCAGAUUUAUCCUUUAAAACUCAAAGGAAUAAGUAUAUGCUUCAGUAUGUUAAAGGCAGCCUUGUGCGGAAGUUACGUAAACUUUGGAGUGUUUAGGUUAUAUGGUGACGAGGCGUUGGACAAUGCUCUUAAUACAUUUGUUAAAUUACUCCUUAGUAUUCCACAAAGUGAUCUCUUGCAUUAUCCAAAACUGUCAGCAACAUAUUAUUUGUUACUCGAAUGUCUGGCGCAAGAUCACAUGGUCUUUUUAUCUACUUUGGAACCUAGGGUUUUUCUGUACAUCCUUUCCAGUAUCAGCGAAGGCCUUACAGCACUAGAUACUAUGGUUUGUACUGGUUGCUGUGCAACUCUUGAUCAUAUUGUGACAUAUUUGUUUAAACAACUUUAUCAAAAAGGAUAUCCAGGAAGGAAAAAUGCAGUUGUUCCUGGAGGAGGAGAAUUAUUUUUACAAGUUUUAAAACAGCAUCCUGAAAUACUUCAACAAAUUUUAAGUACUGUUUUAAAUGUGAUAAUGUUUGAAGAUUGUAGAAAUCAAUGGAGCAUGUCUCGUCCUUUACUAGGUCUCAUAUUAUUAAAUGAAGACUAUUUCAAUCAAUUAAGGGAAAAUAUUAUUAGAAGUCAACCAGUUGAUAAGCAAGCAGCGAUGGCCCAAUGGUUUGAAAAUUUAAUGAAUGGGAUUGAAAGAAAUUUACUCACAAAAAAUAGAGAUAGGUUUACACAAAAUUUAUCAAUGUUUAGAAGAGACAUAAAUGAUGCCCUAAAAGGACCUAAUAUAUCAAAUUCAGUCAAUGAUAUGAUGACUUCGUAG
Mycetomoellerius zeteki is the source of this 4767-nucleotide messenger RNA. It is a transcript of the gene Ranbp16, whose product is annotated as Ran-binding protein 16. The record is from RefSeq and is a predicted model, not a curated record. Gene Ontology annotation, biological process: protein export from nucleus. Gene Ontology annotation, cellular component: cytoplasm; nuclear pore. The transcript has 15 exons. Gene Ontology annotation, molecular function: small GTPase binding; nuclear export signal receptor activity. NCBI's taxonomy places the organism in Eukaryota, Metazoa, Arthropoda, Insecta, Hymenoptera, Formicidae. Bases 1462 to 4767 code for a protein of 1101 amino acids.